Messenger RNA from Cryptomeria japonica (Japanese cedar), 3381 nucleotides. RefSeq names its product alpha-xylosidase 1. The transcript is spliced from 4 exons. Bases 453 to 3203 code for a protein of 916 amino acids. The record is from RefSeq and is a predicted model, not a curated record. Gene Ontology annotation, molecular function: carbohydrate binding; hydrolase activity, hydrolyzing O-glycosyl compounds. NCBI's taxonomy places the organism in Eukaryota, Viridiplantae, Streptophyta, Pinopsida, Cupressales, Cupressaceae. Gene Ontology annotation, biological process: carbohydrate metabolic process.
GCAGCUUGCAAAGGAGAAUCCAAAUGUGCACGUAUCUGAUAGAGUUGUAGAAGUUUUCGUGGAGUAUCCAAACAAAUCUCCGAACAAUUAAAGCGAACAAACCAAGUCAUUGGUCAUCGGGACAAUGAAGCCAGCGAGUAAAAACAACAUAGGGAAAGAUCUUAAAAGCAAGUUUUAUCAUCCUAACAGGAAACUAGCGAGUAAAAACAAGCCAAGGAAAAAGAUUUUAAGCAAUUCUUUACGACUUGGAAAGUCUUUUGGGUCCAUAUCUCAGCUAUGGGCAUCCGCAUAGAAGUGUGGACGAAACCUUAUCCUCGUUGGCCCACAAUAGUCCGACAAGCUCACGUGUCAGGGUCUUAGAUUAAUCAUCAUUUUACUGUAAAUCCCAAUUUCUUAAUCUCCCUGAUUCGCCAUUAAUUCUUAUAUAUAGGAGGCAGGGUACUGCAGCAGAGAUGGCUACAUUCACCACAAUGGUUCACCUGGUUGCAUUCUUGGUGUUUUUUCACAGCCUUUGGGCUGUGGGUUACUGUCAGGAGGUUGGCCAUGGUUACCGUCUUUCUUCUAUCGGUAAUGGGCCUGAUGGGAGCAUGAUUGGAAGCUUGGAACUCAUACGAAAUACUGAUACAUACGGUCCUGAUAUUCCUACACUUCGACUCUAUGUCAAGCAUGAGACGGGGGACCGGGUAAGAGUUCAGAUAACCGAUGCAGAGAAGAAGAGAUGGGAAGUUCCUUAUGACCUCCUUCCUAGAUCACAAGCACCUGCUCUAGGAGCAAGCCAGAUUUCCAAAACAACUAACCCAGUGUAUGAAUUCUCUGAGUUCUCAGGCAAUGAGUUGAUCUUCUCCUGCACAAUUAACCCAUUUGGAUUUGCUAUCAAGCGCAAAUCCAAUGGAGAAGUCCUGUUCAACUCCUCGUAUGGCAGCUUGGUUUUCAAGGAUCAGUACUUGGAAAUCAGCACUAUACUUCCCACAUCAGCUUCAUUGUAUGGGCUGGGAGAGAGCACACAGCCCAAUGGGGUUAAGAUUGUUCCAAAUGAAGCUUAUACUCUUUACACAACUGACAUUGCUGCCUAUAAUUUAAAUACAGAUUUGUAUGGCUCCCAUCCUUUUUACUUGGAUUUAAGAAAGGGAGGUUUGGCUCAUGGAGUUCUAUUGUUGAACAGCAAUGGGAUGGAUGUUUUUUAUACUGGUAGUAAGCUGACAUAUAAGAUUAUUGGGGGUUUGCUGGACUUCUACUUUUUUGCAGGUUCGGCUCCAUUAGAGGUGGUUCAGCAGUUCACUGAGCUCAUAGGACGUCCAGUUGCAAUGCCUUAUUGGGCUUAUGGUUUUCACCAGUGCAGAUGGGGAUACAAGAAUGUCUCCGAUGUAGCAAACGUGGUGAGCAAUUAUAAAAAAUCAAAAAUUCCUCUGGAUGUUAUAUGGAAUGAUGACGACCACAUGGAUGCGGCCAAAGAUUUUACUCUCGAUCCAGUCAAUUAUCCUGAAAAUAAGCUGCGUCCGUUCCUCGAUCAAAUUCACGCAGAUGGUCUUCAUUAUGUUGUUCUCAUCGACCCCGGGAUCAAUGUAAAUGAAACCUACGGUGUCUUUCAGCGAGGAAUGGCAGCAGACGUGUUCAUAAAGCAUGAUGGACAACCUUUCAUGGGUCAAGUAUGGCCGGGUGCCGUCUAUUUUCCAGACUUCCUAAAUCCCAGAGCAGUUUCUUUCUGGGCAGACGAAAUCUCGCGUUUCCACAAAAUGGUUCCUGUAGAUGGCCUCUGGAUCGACAUGAACGAGGUCUCCAACUUCUGUUCCGGAAAAUGCACCAUCCCAAAGAACAAACCUUGUCCGGGCCCUCAAGGAUGGUUAUGUUGCCUGGACUGUAUCAACAUCACUAACACACGCUGGGACGAUCCCCCUUACAAGAUCAAUUGCUCAGGGAAGAGUGCCCCAUUGGGCUAUAACACCAUUGCAACCAGCUCUGUUCACUACAAUGGCGUCCUAGAGUAUAAUGCCCACAGCCUCUAUGGUUUCUCACAGGCCAUUGCCACACAUGGUGCUCUCAAGAACUUGCUCAACAAGCGCCCAUUUGUGCUUACUCGAUCCACCUUUGUGGGCUCAGGGUCAUAUGGGGCUCAUUGGACAGGAGACAACAAGGCUACUUGGGAGGAUCUAAGUCGCUCAAUCUCCACAAUCCUAAACUUUGGGAUGUUUGGGAUGCCAAUGGUGGGUUCAGACAUUUGUGGGUUUUAUCCAGAUGAAACUGGAGGCACUGGUGAGGAGCUCUGUGGGCGUUGGAUUCAAUUGGGGGCUUUUUAUCCUUUUAGUAGAGAUCAUUCUAAUCAGGCCAGCAAGCGGCAAGAGCUUUACUUGUGGGACUCUGUAGCCAAAUCAGCCCGCAAAGCUCUGGGCCUGCGCUACCGCCUUUUGCCCUAUUUUUAUACUCUGGGCUAUGAUGCCCAUGUGACCGGGGCUCCCAUUGCCAGACCCCUGUUUUUCUCUUUCCCAGAGGAUGAAACUACAUAUGGUAUAGGCACUCAGAUGAUGGUGGGGCCUGGAGUUCUUGUGUCCCCUGUGUUGCACAAUUUGACUACCAAGGUGAAUGCCUAUUUCCCCAAGGGAAGUUGGUAUAGCUUGAAUGAUAUGUCCCUGGCCUUGAUGUCCAAGGGAGAGUAUAUCACACUGGAUGCUCCUAUUGAUACUAUUAAUGUUCAUGUCUAUGAGGGUUUGGUUUUGCCCAUGCAACAAGGUGGGUAUACUACUAAGGAGGCUAUGAAGACUCCUUUUACUUUGGUGGUUGCAUUUCCAUUGGGAUUUGAGUCUAAUGGCGGAAAUGCGCAAGGGGAGUUGUAUCUUGAUGGAGGUGAGGAUUUGGAUAUGAAGUUGGAAAAUGGAAAGUCGACUUAUGUGAAGUUGUAUGGUGAGUCUGAUGGGAAGAAAGUUAGAAUUUGGACAAAGGUGCAGAUGGGGCAAUUUGCUUUGGAGGAAGGGUGGACUGUGGAGAAGAUUAUGGUGUUGGGACAUUCUUCUUCAACUCAUUCUUCUCCAUCAGUUAUUGAGCUCAAUGGAAAGCUUUAUUCUUCAUCAACAUUUGGAUUUACUUAUUCCACAUCAAGUAAAAAAGGCAGCAACCAUAUCGAAAACAAUGCUCUAGAAUUGAGUGGAUUAGCUCUUCCUAUAGGAAAAGAAUUUGAUUUGUCCUGGACUGUUACUUCUAGUAACAAAUAGAACUCUUAUUCGGCAAGACAUUAACUUGCUGAUUGAUACCACUCAUUAAGACAUCUACAAUGUAAUGGCUUCAAAGUUAUGAUUGAUGGAAGAUUGCAGCCUUGUAUCCAAUAAUUCCUUCUCACAGGAAUAAGUCCAUAUCAUUACUUAUCUAAAAUCAUCAAUAAUUAUAAAUGCA